AUGAAACUAAAGAAUAAAAAUCAAGAGUCAGAUGCAUUUCUGGGAGGAUCAAGAUCGCUAUCUGAACCAAAAACAAACACCUCUCUUAGUCUAGAUGAGUCAUCGGGAACAGCCGGUGCUUCAACUUCUUCCGAAGAACUGGAAGAGGAACAUUAUAGUAGACGAAAUCGUAGAAUCAGAUGUCGUCACAGAUUUAAACCAGGAAAAGUCUCAUACAGUUCACAGUAUGAGGAAAACGAAAAACAGAAACAUUCAGGUUCUGAAGAAAGCAGUCCUUCAGGUGAUGAUAUAACUUUCAGAAGCAGUCGUCACGUUUAUGAAGUUUCUACUUUCACGCUGUACGUUUUCACCAGCAGAGAUGGUCCCCAUUCUCUAUAAGAUGAAAUCGAAUU
Molecule: messenger RNA, 392 nt
Organism: Nezara viridula (southern green stink bug)
Lineage: Eukaryota; Metazoa; Arthropoda; Insecta; Hemiptera; Pentatomidae
Source: the annotation of a GenBank genome assembly